AUGGACACGGAUGAGACGGAUUUGUUCGGCGAGGAUGAAGAAGAGAACAUGACUCCGGACGAAGCCGUCAAGCAGAUGACGAUGAGUUGGCAGAAUGAGAUCUGUGCUCCGUGCCUUUUGCCGACCAAGUACGACCUCGUCGACAUCCUGCUCGAUCAAAUACAGGGCAUGGAGGAGAGUCUCGCGAAUCAGACGAACAAGGCACAAUUGCGCAUUUCUGUGCAUCGAAUGGAUCUUCAGAGAAUCAAUUACGUCACUUCGGACUACAUCAGAUGCCGUCUCCGGAAAAUAGAAGCGAAUCCGAACGAAGCGAUCGCACAACAUGAGCAUCGGAAGAGCGAAGAUCUGCCCGACCUUCUCUCUGAAAACGAAAUGAAAUUUGCGAAGGAAUACGCGAGGGCAGAAGCGGAAUUGUUCGACAGAACCGUUCUGGGUAGUUUCCGCGUGCUGAAAGCUUUAAUUUAUCGAUUAAAUUACAGAGUCGCUGCCGGCCGCACUGAAGAAAAUUUCGGUGCCCGAAAUGCGAUUGGAUGACGAAAUGGUCUAUUGCAAAGUGCUCGAAAACGAGAUUGGAAAUAUUUCGAUUCCUGAUUGGUCGGAUCUCAACGCAGAAGUCAUUUUGGAAAUGGAAAAGGAUUCGGUUCAUCUCAUUCCGUUUGUCUCUGUCAAGCAACAGGUCGAAGAUGGAACAAUUCAACUCUUGUGA
Molecule: messenger RNA, 706 nt
Organism: Caenorhabditis sp. 36 PRJEB53466
Lineage: Eukaryota; Metazoa; Nematoda; Chromadorea; Rhabditida; Rhabditidae
Source: the annotation of a GenBank genome assembly